Molecule: messenger RNA, 1584 nt
Organism: Cordyceps militaris CM01
Lineage: Eukaryota; Fungi; Ascomycota; Sordariomycetes; Hypocreales; Cordycipitaceae
Product: ATPase, AAA-type, core
Exons: 1
Coding region: 1-1584 (527 amino acids)
Molecular function (GO): ATP hydrolysis activity; ATP binding
Source: RefSeq, a predicted model, not a curated record
AUGAACCGACCAUCUCAGUGGCUUUUAUACCACCUCGUCCUUCUUUCUGCUGGAAUUAUCCAUCUUGCAUCUUUCUAUUUCAUUACCCGACUGUUCAACGGUCAUCUCAUCACUCACGUUGAACUAACCGUCACCGAUGCAUCCCAAACCACACACGACGAUUUCGGGCCCGAUGAAGACGAUGCAUCCCAAACCCCACAAGACGAUUCCAGGGCUGUUGAAGAGGUCGACUUUGAACAUGUCGGGGACCACUUCACGCCGGGAUGUAUCAUCCUGACAGAGCUGCACGGUCGGCAGGUCGCGGCCAGGUUCGACAGUGCCACCUACCUCGGGGAGGGCCGUAGCAAGAGCUACUGGAUCCGCUGCUCCUACAUGGACUGGGACGGCACGCGCGUCGUCCCGGUGGAAAAGCUGGCCUCCAUCCCCUACUACCCCGGCACCAAGACCAUUGACAAGCUCGAAUGCUGCCCGCUCGCGUUCCACCCGGAUAGCGCCGCCAUCGAGCAGCAGCUGCGCGAGCGCGGCCGCCGCUGGGAGGCGCUCCGCUCGCACGACCGCUGGCACCAGGCGUACCGCGGCGACGCGCGGUACUCGGAGGACAACACGCCGCCCACGGGCGAGCACAUCGCACGCGGCCGCAUCAUGCUCGACGUCGCCCUCUGGAAGGUCGGCAGCCCGAAAGACGCCGUCUGGCACGAGUACAAAUCGGCUCCGACGCCGCUCUGCGACGACUGUGUGAUACUGACCUCGCCCAUCGUGCGCGGCUUCUCGUUGGACAAGAUGCGCUGGAUGCACUUCUUCGUGGACCAUGUCAAGGAGAUUCGGUUUGACGACCGCGCGACUAAGUUGCUGGUGCUCGAAGAGGAGAAAAAGAAGCUGAUUAUGACGCUGGCCAAGAGACAGGUCAAUUACCCCAAGUACUGCCACGUGAGCUAUGGCCGUGGCGCCGUCAUGCUGCUCUCGGGCGGCCCGGGGACCGGCAAGACGCUGACGGCCCAGGUGGUGGCGGAGAAGCUGCGCGCGCCGCUGUUCAAGAUGAAUGCGGGCGACCUGGGCAGCUCGCCAGACGCCGUGGAGAAGAGACUAUACCACUACAUGGGAUUGGUAAGCAGAUGGCGCGCGAUACUGGUGCUGAAGGAUUGCGACGUGUUCCUCGCGAAGCGCACCAAGCACGACCUGGUGCGCAACCACAUGGUGUCAAUCUUCCUGCGCAUGCUCGAGUACAACGAGGGCAUCGUGAUCCUCACCACGAACUGCAUCACCGACAUAGACCCCGCCUUCCGGGACCGCAUCCCUCUCGUCGAGUACCCGAACCUGGGCGUGGCCGCGCGCCGGUUCGUCUGGGACACGUUUCUGGCUCGCGUUGGGGGCUCCGUGGGCGCCAAGGGGCUCAAUGUCCUGAGCAAGAUUGAUCUGAAUGGCAGGCAGAUUGAUAAUAUGGUGAGGAUGGCCGACCUCAUGGCGGAGCAGGCUGGGCGGUACAUCACUUUUGAAGAUGUGCUGAGAGUGUUGAAGAUGCGGGGCUACCCUAUUUCUAAGGCCUACACUAUUUCUGAAUUAGUGAGGCUGCAAGAUUUGAUUUGA